CAUUGGCAACGCUAAAUUAUAAGAGGAAGGAGGAGGCAUCGCGGAAGUUGUUUGAAGGACAAAGGGUGCAGAGUGAGGAAAGAGAGAUGUUAGAGGAAGUGAUGACGGGGACACGGAAACAUGGGCAGGCAAUGCCCAGCGACGCUGAUCACCGCGAGGAGGAAAUGGAAAGUGAUGAGGAAGACGAGGUGGUGUUACAUGAACAGCGGCAGAUGCUCAGAGCGUUGAGUGAAGGAGAGAGGCUGGGCGAUAGUGAGGAGAGCAUGUCCAGGGUGGAGCGAGGCUAUAAUACGCGUAGUAAAGGGAAAAUGAUGGCACAGCAGGAGCAGCCUCAAACAAUGGCACCCCUAGUGGUGACUCAUGCUGGCCGUCACUAUGAGCCUUUGGUGCUUCGGGAUGUGGCUGCAUUGGUGGAAAAAUUGCCCCCCCCCCCCCCCUGCAUAAAGGGGCACGAGCCUGGAUUACUAAAUUCUUAGCUGCCAUGUCAGGACAGGGAGUAGCAUUGGGGUAUUUUAGACAAGCCAUUUUGGGAUCAUGUUCCCUGAUUCAAUUACAGAAUAUUGAGGGGGCAGCUGGCACCCGCCAGUUGGGGAGAGAAACGUCCCUGGCUGAGCUCUCGGAGGCGUUGUUUCGGGAGCUGAGGGCGGCCUUUCCCUCCCCAGGGUAUGUGGUGCCAACAAUUUUCAAUUAUGGAAAAGAUGUGACUCCCGAGCAACAUUAUGCUCAGGCAUUGGAGCUGUGGAUUGAGACCACAGGUAAACACCCAGGCAGCUACCCUGAAGCUGAGAUGAUGUUCACGACGGCGAUGCUGAACGGCCUCCCAAAUGAGGUGCAAGCGAUUAUGAGAAUUGAUCCGGACAUUUUGGUCUGUCCGGAACAGAGAUUUAAGAGGCAUUUGAUACACCAUUGCCGCAUCUACAUGGAAAAAGCAAAUAAAGAUCAAAAGGAAACUGAUGCUCUGGCGACUAGUUUGGUUAAACUACAGUUGGCAAAGUUGCAUGGUGAGGCAAAACAAGAAAAGGUUAAACAAAAACAGAUGUAUCAAACUCCAGUGGGGGCUGGACGGGGCCGAGGCCAAGGGUUCCGUGGUGGAUACAGAGGGCGUGGUUGUGGCGUCCCCCCAGGUCGGGGGCGGAAUGGGUUCGCUCCAGGGACUUGCUUCAACUGCGGGUCCCCUGAUCACUGGGCACGUUAUUGUCAUGGCAACCCACCACCACCAGGGGUGGAGCAGCACAACCAGCAAGCAGAGCCACCACACCAAGGGGGACCGCAGCAGCCCCGCCCGUGGCCACAGCCAAAUCCGCGGGGUCAGUAUUACCAAGCCGACCCGUGGUACGGCCCGGACGAAUAGGGGGGCCUGGGAAGCUCGGAAAGCACUGGCCAGGCAGAGCCAAUGCUUCAGUUGACAGUGGUGGACACUCCGGUCCAGAUGUUGGUGGACACUGGAGCAACACAUUCAUCAAUCAACAUGCCACUGCCAAGUACAGCGUUGUCGAGACGAGUUACAACGUUGGUCGGCUUCUCGGGACGUCCUCAGACUCUGCCCUUUACCCGGCCAUUGAAAACGGAAAUCACAAACACUGGACAGAAACUAUAUCAUUCAUAUGUUCAUGCAAUGGACACACCCAUCAAUUUAAUGGGCAGAGACAUGUUGUCAGCAUUGAGAGCCCAGAUAUUGUGUGGCGAGAAGGGACUUACAGUGACAUUUCCUGGCGAACAGGUUCUGGAAUGCUCCCAGCCUGUGACACCUAGGGGUCAGUGGUUGAUGGCACCACUCCCCACAGUACCUGAAACGGCACCGAUCUACUGGGCUAGAUUGAAUCCUGAGACUCCACUUGGGGGAGGUGUCUACUCCACUUCCCUCCUGUGGAAACCGUGGAUCCAGGCAUUGGCACCGUACCACCCCCCAGUGGACCCAUUGCAUUGCACUCUAUAUUACGAUAGGGAUUCGGAUGAAGUAUAUAGAGAUGCGUUUGAAGAAAUCGAGGGAGUUGAUUGGACACUACAGUCACCAUGCAUCUUUGUAGGCCCAGAGGGAGUGGCAGCGAAUGUGCAGUUGUCGCCAGAGCAAGAACAAUGGUUCAAAAUGGGUGAGGAAGGUCUGCCCCAUGUAACACUGGCUGUGUCGCCAGGCCAUGAGCCCCGCCAAUUGGGGCCCAUGGUGAAACGAUUAACACAACAACAUGACUGGAUGAUGACUGAGAUUCCAGAUGUGUGGCAUUCGGCCACAACCAAAAGUUACAGGAUAAUGGCAAAAAUGGUAGAUGAGUCAGACCUUGAAUUGGUCUUCCUGGACCGCCAUCAUGGGCGGGAACUGACGCACCAUGAGUCUGCACUGGCGAUGCUGGAUCAAAUGCCACAGACCUUGUGGUCACAUGGUCCAUUUGAUGUUGGUUUUUGUCAUACGGUUCAACCGAUCCAAUUGGAAGUUGAUUGCUCCAUUCAGGUCCGCCGUCCUCAAUAUCGAUGGCCGAAGGAAGCAGACAAAGGUAUGGAGGACACAGUGGCAGGAUUGUGGGAUGCGGGGGUGUUGGAAACGUCGGCGUUCUCUUGGAACACACCUCUGAGGCCGGUCCAGAAGGCUGAUGGGGUGACAUGGAGGAUGGCCCACGAUUUGCGGCCACUGAAUGAUAUAACUAUAACUCCAGUUUUUCCAGUUCCUGACCCCCAUCGCAUCCUGUCCUCCCUGGAUCCUCAGAAACAGUGGUAUACGGUAAUUGAUUUGGCGAAUGCAUAUUUCUGUUUACCACUGGCUGAGUCAAUACGACACGUGUUUGCAAUUUCUUACAAAGGGGUGAAAUUGCAGUACAAACGACUCCCACAGGGCUUCAAGAAUUCGCCGGGAAUCUUUAAUCAGGUAUUGAAGGACUUCUUAUUUUCAUGUGAACUAUCCCAAGGCUCAGUGCUCCUGCAGUAUGUGGACGAUCUCCUCAUUGCGGCCGAAACAUCCAACCAGUGUGUGGAAGCCACACGAGCAGUGCUGUUGAAGCUUGCGGACCUGGGCUUCAAAGUGUCAAGGAAAAAGUUACAGUGCUGUCGUAAGUCUGUGGUUUUUCUGGGGCGUGUCAUCACACCAGCCGGUUUGGCUAUGUCCCCUAAUCACCGCAGCUCCAUCUUGCGACACCCACGUCCAGAAACAGUGCUGGACAUGCUGUCUUUCUUGGGAUUGUGUGGCUACAGCCGAGCCUAAAUCCCAUGUUAUGUGGAUAAAACAGCAGGCCUGCGGGCCCUGGUCAAACAACAAGCGGUCUGAAAUUUGAAGGCCACAUUGCAGUGGACCCCUGAGGAUGAUGCAUUGUUUGUGCAACUAAUUCAGGAAUUGGCAUCAGCAGCAGCUUUGGCUACCCCAGAUUACACUAAGGUGUUUCAUUUACAUGUAGCCAUUAGUGAGAAGACUGAAUGCGGCAUUGUACCAAAGACAUGGGACAAACAGGGCAGUUUUAUUGUAUUGUAGUGUCCCAUUAGACGGAAUUGAACAGAAACAAGCAGACUGCGUUAGGUACGCAGCGGGCCUAGCAAAGGUCCUACAGAAAACGGCACAUGUGGUCAUGGGGUAUCCCGUCCAGGUUUUAACAGACCAUGCGGUGUCAGCUUUUGUCGCAUCGGUGGCAUUUACGUUGACACCCCUAAGACAAACACGGAUAAUGAAGACAUUGACGGCACCAAAUGUUACGUAUCUGCAUGAUGGUGUGAACAUGGCUAAUCACCUCCUGGAAGGGGCACGAGUGUGCUCUGAAAGUACAGAAAGAUCAAAAGGUCCGUGAGGACUUGUAUGCGGAACCAUUGGAAGGUGGACGGGUUAUGUUCGCGGAUGGGUGUUGUUGGCGUGCCAAGGAUGGGACACUCCACGCGCCAGUGGUGGAGUGGAAAGGUUCUUUCUUCCUCCCGGUGACAGCUCAGAAGUUGACAAUAAAACCCUCCGCCCAGGCGGCUAAGGUGUUGGCUCUGGUGUUGGCCUUGGAACAGUGUCCAGGACAGCAAUUAACUGUAUACACUGAUUCGGCAUAUGCAGCGUCGGCUGCCCUGAUUGACCUAAAGGGGUGGCUGCACAAUGGCUGGCUAACAGCGAAAGGCAAAGAAAUUGCUCAUAAAACUUUGAUGGAGCGAUUGUAUGAAGCAAUUAAGGGUCCCCACAAAUUGGCGAUUGUAAAGGUCCCGGGACACUCAAAGGCCAACACCAUGGUGGCAAAAGGUAAUGAGAGGGCGGAAGAAGUGGCUGGGUACACCCCUCAGGACGAGAUGAUGUUAGCAACCACGGCUGUGGUCUGGGAUGGGGAACCCCUGGAUCUUCCAGUGGCACCCGAGGUUACACUGGAGGACAUUAUGGAAGCACAAGUGUGUCUGCGCAGGUCACAGACAAGGCGGUUGGAGAUUCGUCAUCAGCAUCACCGGAGUCGGACAUCACUCCGUAUGUCUACCUCCGGGUGCUUUCCCGGAAGUCGACUGAAUCUUGCUGGAAAG
Syngnathoides biaculeatus (alligator pipefish) is the source of this 4461-nucleotide messenger RNA. RefSeq lists its product as uncharacterized. Gene Ontology annotation, biological process: proteolysis. NCBI's taxonomy places the organism in Eukaryota, Metazoa, Chordata, Actinopteri, Syngnathiformes, Syngnathidae. The transcript has 2 exons. The coding region runs from base 1394 to 3190 and encodes 598 amino acids. Gene Ontology annotation, molecular function: aspartic-type endopeptidase activity. The record is from RefSeq and is a predicted model, not a curated record.